CUGUUGUUGUGAGCCUCAGAGGCUGGAUGUCCCUCUGUUGGGAGGGAUCGGGCUGUGCUCUUGUGCGUCCCUCCUCCCCGCUGGCUGGCCGGCUUCCUCAGGAAAAGGCCGAGGAGGAAAUGGGAGGAGGAAGGCCCCACUCUGCUCCGUCGGGAGGGCGAGAGGGAUCCACCGCUGCUGUGCCUUGGAGAAGAGGGGCCCUUCCCAGUGCCAUGGGGCCCCGGGCCCUCCUCCUCCUCCUCCUCCUGCUGCUUUCCCUGCAGACCUCGCUGGGCCCUGAAUUCGGGAGCUGCGCCUCGACCCUGGAUCCCAACGGGAGGAACGUCUGCCGGUCCAACAGCCAGCCCCCGGCCCUCUCCUGUUGCCCCGGAUGGGAGCAAGAGGGCCCCGAGUGCCCCCUCGCACUCUGCACGGGACCCAACGCCUGCGGCCAGGAGGAGGUCUGCGUCCGGCCAGGAGUCUGCCGCUGCCGCCCCGGGUUCUUUGGGGCCAACUGCACGGGGCGCUGCCCGCCCCAGUUGUGGGGCCCGGAGUGCCAGGAGCGCUGCCUGUGCUUCCCGCGGGGCGCAUGCGAUGCGCGGAGCGGGGCCUGCGCGUGUGGGCCGGGCUGGUGGGGGCCCCUGUGCGGGCGGGCCUGCCCCUGCGGCCCCCACGGGCGCUGCCACCGGGACUCGGGGGCCUGCCUGUGCGCCGCGGGGUGGUGGGGGCCCCUCUGCCGCCGGCCCUGCCCCUGCUUCCCCGGGGGGGCCCCGCGCUGCCACCCCGCCUCGGGCGCCUGCCUCUGCCGGCCGGGCUUCUGGGGCCGCGCCUGCGCCUCCCGCUGCCCCUGCCACGGCUCCCCCUGCGCACAGCACUCCGGGCACUGCCACUGCCGCGAGGGCCGGCGCGGGGACGACUGCGCUCAGCCCUGCCCGGAAGGCACCUACGGCCUGCUCUGCGCUCACAGGUGUGGCCAUUGCAGUCCGGGGGCCCCUUGCUCUGCGGUGGACGGGAGGUGCGCUUCCUCCUCGUGCGCUUCCGGGUGGAACGGGACCCUCUGCGCGGAGCCCUGCCCCCCGGGGACACACGGGGAGGGGUGCCUCCACACCUGCCCCCCAAGCUGUCGCCGGGGAGAAGCCUGCCACCCGGAGACCGGCGCCUGCCACCACUGCGAGGAUGGCCUCACCGGAGACAGGUGCCACCUUCCGUGUCCCGCCAACCGUUUUGGGGAGGGCUGCCUGGGGGUUUGCCCCUUCUGUGCCAACGGGAGCUGCCACCCAGUCAGUGGGGCCUGCCUCUGCCAAGACGGUUUCUGGGGGGACAGCUGCAACCGGAGCUGCCCCGAGGGCUUUGGGGGCCCCAACUGCUCCUCGUCCUGCCACCCGGUCUCCGGCCAUUGCGCCUGGGGGGGCCACCCCCAAGCAGCCCUCGUGGCCGGGAUCCUGGCUCCGCUGCUCCUCCUCGGCUCCUUCUUCUUCCUGGGGUGCUGGUGCUGCCGCCAAACGGAGACCCCAAGAGCGGCCCCAGGGGAAGGGUCCCCCCUCCGGAGGGUGAAGCGCCCCGUGCGCUGGGCCUGGCCCUGCCUCCCGCUGGAGGGACACAAGCUGCCCCGGGUCACAGUCUCCCACCACGAGGCACAGCCCUUCACCCCCAGCUUCAUCGAGGGGCCCUCCGCCGCCAACGCCUGGCCCUCCGACUCCUCCUCGUGGGACUCCCAGGAAGAGGAAGAGGAAGAGGAAGAGGAGCGGGCCCAGACAGCAGGGGCGUCGGACGGGGAGAGGAGUGGGGACCCCCUCCCCCCGCUGGGCAUCCCCCGCACCUCCAGCCUGGCCAAGGCCCCCCGCCCCACUGUCUCCUUCGCCCAGGGGACCCGCUUUGGGGGGCCGGGACCCCCGCUGGGGAAGGCGCCGCAGGAAGGGCCCCGCCCCAAAGAGGAGGAGGAGGAGGAGGAGGAGGCCGAGGGGCUGACCACCAUCUACGUGACCGUGGGCCGGGCGGACACCACGGGGGCCGGGGGGCCGGAGAAGAGGGACCCCGGAGGGGAGGGCGGGCCCAAGUAUGAGAACGUCCCCGGGUGGGCGGGGGGCUCCCCAGAGGGACCCCUUUAUUUUCCAGCUUGCAAUCAAUGAGAAGGGGCGCCACUCCCCACACCGCCACCAGAGGGCGCUCCCUUCCUUCCCUUGUUUGUGGAAGGAACUCUGCACGUGCUCAGAGGCGCUCUCCCUGCCCACCUAAGCUGGCUUUGGGGGUGCUUAGGGGCCCCUUUCCCAUCCAACCAACGGGAACAAAGGACUGAGAUGCCAUUCCCAACACCACCAACAGAGGGUGCUGCUCCCCUUGCUUUGUGAGCCUGCGGAACUCUGUACGUGCUCAGAGGCCCUCUGUCCACCAACCUAACCCCAGUUUGAGGGAUAUUAUUAAAUAUUAAACAUAAUUAAAUAUUA
Messenger RNA from Anolis sagrei ordinatus, 2423 nucleotides. The record is from RefSeq and is a predicted model, not a curated record. Lineage: Eukaryota; Metazoa; Chordata; Lepidosauria; Squamata; Anolidae.